AUGAAUUCUUCGACAACUGGAAACAACUGCCAAGUGGCGAACGUUUCUGCCCCUGACAGCAACGAAGGUCCAAAUGAUGAUUCCAUCGCAGUGGUCUAUCAGAGGAGGAUGCCAAACCCAAACCAAGUGCUCAUAACGCUGCUUGAUGCACUUAAUGACAACAUUGCCGGCAAUGUCAGUCGAAGCGCAAGCAUGAAUUUAUUGGGUUCAUGCUACACACUACCCGAGGAAUCAGGUCUUCUCGAUUUGCACUCAGAGGAAGAACAACAGGUAAACCUAAAUUCCAUACUCGACCAAAUUCUUGCUGUUCUUGAGACCGGAGACUUCUUGGAAACAGGAGAGUCCGAAUACUAUCCGUCUGGGCCCGGUUCCCUCACCACCACUGAACUAAUGCAGUAA
This is a messenger RNA of Cylindrotheca closterium, 399 nucleotides long. Lineage: Eukaryota; Bacillariophyta; Bacillariophyceae; Bacillariales; Bacillariaceae. The record is from the annotation of a GenBank genome assembly.